AAGUCGAAAAACCAGGAAUUUACUGCAUGGCGUUCCGGAAUAACUCUUAAAACGGCUCUUGGAACUCCGUCUGGACCCUGAGAAGCAUGGCAAGCAUAGGAAAGACAAGGAUGGCCACGGAGAAGGCGACGGGAGUUAAAAUUCGCAUGGAAGCGCUGAAAAAAAGGGAAGGAGAAGCUAAAUCCGCCAUGCGGGUAGGAGUAAAGAUGGCGGCAAAAACGGCUCCGCAGCUUUUGGCUUCUAAACUGCUGUGCAAGAAACCAAACUUGUCGACGAACGUGUCGACAAACAUUUGCACGAACACAACAACAAGCAUGACAUCAAACAUUUCUACGACAAAAGAGAGAGAGAAGACUGACGCGGUUUGUGUGGCUUCCGUGAGUACGAAAAACGGAAGUAACCGCAAAAUCAUCGUUAACAAGUAUUAUGAGGGGCAUAAAGGCCCAUACUUUGUUUGUAUCGACAAAAUGAGUGCGAAUAAUGCCAGAAUUGCUAUAAACCAGUUUGAUCUAUCCGAUCUGCUGCUGAAACAGGGCAUUAGCGAUAUCGAGGAGGUUGCUAGAAUGGGCUAUGGCAGGUGCAAGAUUGUGUGCGGGUCGGCGGAGUGUGCAAACGGGCUAGUGGAAAACAGUGUUUUCGCUGCUCAAGGGUACUCAACCCGAAUCUUUAGGCACUUCGUCCAAAAAGCAGGGUUAAUUUUUGGGAUCCCCGGGCACUACUCGGAGGAACAGCUAGCGGAGCUUGUAACCUCGGAUAUCCCAAUUGAGGAGAUAGUUCGGAUUACGCGAAGGGAUAGAGCAUCGGGGGAACGUGUACCUACUGGCAGGGUGAAACUCUGGUUCAGAGGAGAGCAGUUACCAACCAAAAUCAAUUUUCUAUAUUCUAAAGUAGAAGUGAAACCUUUUGUUCAGCUUAUUCAAUGUUUCAGGUGUUUUAGGUUUGGCCAUCUGGCGCAACAUUGCAAGAGUGGAGCGAAAUGUUUCAAAUGCGGACAAGAUCACAGCAAAGAUAUUAUCUGCUCAGGGCUGGUCUGUGCUAACUGCAAGGGGGAACAUGCUGCCACCCACCCGCAGUGUGAGGCCAGAAAAAGCGUACGCCAUUCAAAAGUGUAUGACACUGGAAAACCUAACUAGAGCUGAGGUCAAGGCUAGAUAUCCGAUCCUUUUUGAUAGAACUUCCCCCAACCUAAGGGAUCAAGGGGAAGACCCAGUUGGCAAUCUAACCGCUCCCCUGAAUUCUUAAAUAACAGCUUAGAGUCCGCCAGGGAAAUUCAUUCUGUCACCUCUUUCGCGGAAGUGACAAAAUCCAAUAGGGUUGCCGCCCGGAACGCAGAGGCGGCCAAGGCAGCAGCCAACAUGGCAGAGUGGAAGAACUCAAUAAACUCAGACUACGUCCAAAUGAGCGAGAUAUUUGUGAGAUCUUCAUACGUGGCAUAGGAGCCAAACUCACAGCGUUCCUGAUUGAUCCAAACAACAUCAUUAAAGGGGAUUCUUUAGCGAAUAAAAUUAUUAAGGAAAUUAGAGAAUUUGUCAAUGCUUCCAACGCAGAACUAGAUAGGCGUCAGAUUGCCCAAGGGAUGGCAGUUGGUUCUCAAAACAUCCAACAAUGAAGAUUCUUCAGCUAAAUAUUCAAAGUCUGACACACAACAACAACAAACAGCUCCUCUCAAUGUUCCUAGACAAGAACGCAAUAGAUAUUGCCAUCCUCUCAGAGAUUUGGGUGUUGAACAACGCGGACUGCAGCAUUUUAGACUAUAACUUUUUCUGCAGGCCCAGAGAGGACGGCUACGGCGGGGUUGGCAUCUACGUCAGGAAAAACAUUCAAUUCAGCAUUUUAAAAAUAGAGAACGACAAUAAUUUUGAAAUAGAAACCUCAAGAGCAAUUUCAAUAUUUUUAGCAUAUAUGCACCGCCAUCAACAACAGUUUCACAGUUUAAAUCGGGCACAAAAAAGUUUUUCGAAUUCGCGGCUUCGCUUGACAUACCCUCAAUAGUGGGCGGGGACUUCAACGCUAGGUCUUCUAUCUGGGGAAGUCCGAUCUGUGAUCGCAAGGGUCGCAGCAUUGAGAAUUCCACCCGGGAGGCCGGAUUUAUCUGCCUAAACGACGGUUCGCCAACCUUCUCCAGGAGCCCAUCUCAAUUCUCCGUUCUUGACCUUUCUUUUUCGAACUACAGAAAUGGAACUAUUAACUGGCAAGUCCCAAUUGUAUUAUCAGUGCAAGGCCUAAAUGCCCCCCUCCAAGGCAAGAAGAUCCUUCACAACAGAAUAGCCCGGAUUCUGGGUGCAAGUGAUUUCUCAAAUCUGGAGGAGCUCAAUGAAAAAGUGAAAUCCCUGACCUUAAAAAACACGGUCACAUUCCCAAGCAAGAACAAGUACGUUGCUAAGAAAUGGUGGAACGAGGAAACGGAAAAACUUUUUCGCGUGAGAAACGCUUGCAGGCAAAAAUUCUACCUCACCAAAAAAUUGGCUGAUGCCAGAGCAACCUUAGAA
Drosophila miranda is the source of this 2489-nucleotide messenger RNA. RefSeq lists its product as uncharacterized. The record is from RefSeq and is a predicted model, not a curated record. The transcript is spliced from 2 exons. Bases 87 to 1133 code for a protein of 348 amino acids. Gene Ontology annotation, molecular function: zinc ion binding; nucleic acid binding. Lineage: Eukaryota; Metazoa; Arthropoda; Insecta; Diptera; Drosophilidae.